AUGUCCCGACCAACCCUCUCCCAACUCUCCCGCCUCCCCCGCACCCUCAGCACCCAACGAUUCGCCUCCACAAAAUCUUCCGCCCCACGUCAAGCCAUCUACUUUGGCCGCGACGUAUACUGGGGAAAAGCCUGGAAGAAUGUAUACGGAACGGGACUUCUAUAUAUUCCUGCUGUUGCUGCUGUGAUGUUUUGGUGUAUGCCUAUUCCGCCCGUGAUGAAUCAGUUAAAGGGGGUUAAGAAGACUUUGGUUGGUGCGUAG
This is a messenger RNA of Sclerotinia sclerotiorum 1980 UF-70, 261 nucleotides long. RefSeq lists its product with no specific name. The transcript has 2 exons. Bases 1 to 261 code for a protein of 86 amino acids. NCBI's taxonomy places the organism in Eukaryota, Fungi, Ascomycota, Leotiomycetes, Helotiales, Sclerotiniaceae. The record is from RefSeq and is a predicted model, not a curated record.